Paramecium primaurelia is the source of this 891-nucleotide messenger RNA. The record is from the annotation of a GenBank genome assembly. Lineage: Eukaryota; Ciliophora; Oligohymenophorea; Peniculida; Parameciidae.
AUGAAUAAAGUCUUGAAGAAAAUCCUUAAAUAAUAUAUAUUAGUUGGAAAUCAAGUAGAGGGUAAAUAUCUAAUUCCUAGUCCUCCUUCUAGAGUGGCAUCACCUUUUAUCUUAUAUUUGAAUGAGUAAUAAAAAAAAUUAAAAUCAGAAUUACAAUAAAAAGUAGAAUAAAGAGAUAUUAUUAAAUUACUUAAUCAACAUUAUAAGCUUAAGACUUAAGAAGAAAAAUAAAAAUAUUUUGAUUAAUAUAGAAUAUCUCUAUUGAAAUAUAUGUAAGAAAAGAGAAUUUAUGAUUAUACUUUUAAAUAUAAUCAAAAUAAUGGAAUUAAAAGAUUAGAGACAGCUUAUGUAACAAUGAAAAGAAGUGAAAAAAGGAAUUUAAAUAAUGAAUAAAUGAGUAUUGAAUAAAUAAGAGAAUAAUUUGGUAAAUAGUAAUUUGAAUUGAGUUAAGUAAAAUUAAUAGAUGCUACUCCAGAAGAAUUAGAAAUUGCUAAUCAAGUUUUCAAUCUAAUCACUUUACAUUAAAUUUAAAUAAAAAUAAAUUGUCAAUAAUAUUAAAUACCUGAUUUAUUCAAUUAAUCAUAAUUUAGAAAGAAAUGUAAAGAAUUUACAUAAAGUUUUUUGAGAUCAUAAAAAUAAGAAUUAACAUUCUAAUAAUAUUUGAUUUAAUUCUAAGAAAUGAAAGAGGAUUAAUUGAUCUAAUAUAAUAAUGAAUUAUAAGAAUUAAGUAAAAAAUUAAAUGAUGAUCCAUCAAAUAUUGAAUUAGCUAUUAUUUUAAAUUUAGAUAAACCAAAAAAGAAAGAAGAGAAAUCUAGAAAAAGAAGUGUAAAUGUGGAUUCUUAAAAUAAAUUCUUAAAUGUUUUAACUGAAUACUUUAAAGAUGACCCAUGA